Lichtheimia ornata is the source of this 960-nucleotide messenger RNA. RefSeq lists its product as uncharacterized. The transcript has 3 exons. NCBI's taxonomy places the organism in Eukaryota, Fungi, Mucoromycota, Mucoromycetes, Mucorales, Lichtheimiaceae. Bases 1 to 960 code for a protein of 319 amino acids. The record is from RefSeq and is a predicted model, not a curated record.
AUGCCAGGCUUUUCACGCCACAAUGACUUUGCUUUCUCAUCCACUUUGAUAAACGCAUUCGACCCUUGUUCAACUGUAACUCGUAAACGACAAUGGCAUCUCAACACCGAUGGUCCUGAAUUUGUCCCUGUGAAAAGAAAACGAAGGCACCAGCAACAGCAACAGCAGCAGCUCGCCUCUACAACUACUACUACUUCAAGUCAAGAACAAGAGAAUCUCAAUGCACAAGGUGAUCCAACAACCGUUGCAGUGGAAAAAGUCGUCGACUAUUCGGCAUUGUUGAGGGAGCUUGAACCUCUUUCUGGUGAAGCCUUGUUUGAACGACUUGUUACUUUGCCGCUACCACAGGUGGAUUAUGUAUGUCAACAAAGAAAGGAUACCUGGUCUCAGGAGGAUAUCAUGGAUCUUUGUCAUGCGAUUAGCAACAACACCUCUUCGUUAUCAUCAAUGACAUGCAUCAGUGCACUUGUUCGACACGUGGUCAUUCCCAAUGUCGAUAGUCUACAAAAGCGUGUAUUCUUGACAAGCGUUACCGAGCAUAUCCCUGAGCGGUCGUUGUUGGAUGGCUUGGUGAUCCCAAUGUUACCAGAGUUGACUCGUCCACGUGUCCAAAUUCUUCUCAAGCUGCCAUUGACACCCACAUCACGCACAAGUCUAUUACGUGCCGUAUGUACCAACGCAUCUCUCAAGCCUUGGAGUGACGCAUUACAACAAUUCGUCGAACGCACCUUGAGUCAACAACCCCUCUUGACAACGGGUAUCACGUCCGAUGUGGCAACGACUUUGGUGAACGAAGCCAAUCUUCAGAUACUGUUGGUGUUGACAAGCAAAUAUGGGCAACUUCUUGUGAAUCAGCAAUUGCUCAAUGUCGUGGAAGCUAAGGCACAAGCUAGCCAACAAGUGCUUAAGCGGGCAGUGCUUGGUCAAGUGACAUCCAUCCGCAAGCGAUUAGGGAUCUAA